Molecule: messenger RNA, 3265 nt
Organism: Erpetoichthys calabaricus (reedfish)
Lineage: Eukaryota; Metazoa; Chordata; Cladistia; Polypteriformes; Polypteridae
Exons: 2
Coding region: 1-3099 (1032 amino acids)
Biological process (GO): DNA integration; proteolysis
Molecular function (GO): nucleic acid binding; aspartic-type endopeptidase activity; RNA-DNA hybrid ribonuclease activity
Source: RefSeq, a predicted model, not a curated record
AUGGCACUUAUGGACACUGGGGCAGAAGUAACUUUAAUUCAUGGGAAUCCACAAAACUUUUCAGGACCAAUUGUAAAUGUAAAUGGAUACGGGGGCUCAGAUAUACAGGCGAAACUAAUCACAGUACACUUAGCACUAGGAAGGUCACCCUCUUUUAAAGCUAAUGUGCUAGUUUCAGAAUUGCCUGAAUAUAUUCUGGGGAUAGAUAUUCUUACAGGAAAGUCAUUACAAACAAAAUGGGGAACAUUUUCUUUUGGGAUUCGUAAUUUAAUGUGUAGAGCAGUUAAAGUAAUAGUAAGAGGAAAGGCUAAAUGGACCCCUUUAGAAAUCCCAGUACCUGACACCCCUGUAAAUUUAAAGCAGUAUCGUUUGCCAGGAGGUUUGCAAGAAAUAGGAGAAACAGUGGAAGAGUUACUGCGGGUAGGAAUUAUUCGACCUGCAGUUAGCCCUUUCAAUUCUCCUGUGUGGCCAGUCAGAAAACCGGAUGGUUCAUGGAGGAUGACGAUAGAUUACAGAGGUCUGAAUGCUAAAGCACCGCAAUUGACUGCUGCAGUUCCUGAUAUUGUUACUAUCGUAGAAGACAUCAUGGCUAAUGCAGGAGAGUGGCAUGCUGUCAUCGACCUGGCUAAUGCUUUUUUCUCUAUUCCAAUUGCAACCCAAAGUCAAGAUCAGUUUGCAUUUACCUGGAAGGACAGACAAUACACUUUCCAAGUACUGCCACAGGGAUACCUACACAGCCCUACGUUAUGCCAUGGACUUGUAGCAAGAGACCUGGCUACCUGCCCAGAGUUGGAGAAGGUACGAUGCUUUCAUUAUGUGGAUGAUAUAAUGUUAACUGGAGAUGAAUCAUCAGUAACCAAAGCAUUGCCUGCUUUAAUAACGCACAUGGAGAGCAGAGGAUGGGCCAUAAAUAAAGACAAAAUCCAAGGACCCACCAGAGAAGUUAAAUUUCUGGGCAUGAUGUGGUUUGGACCAGAAAAACGAGUGCCCCAAAAAGUAAUUGACUCUUUGCAUAAGUUACAGGCCCCCACUAAUAAAAAAGAAGCUCAAUCCUUUGUGGGACUAAUGGGUUUUUGGAGAGCUUUUGUGCCACAUUUGGGACUAAUUUUAAGACCAAUACAUGAUGUUGUCAAGAAAAAAGCACAGUUCGAAUGGACAGAAAAACAACAAGCUGCUUUUGAGGCCGCUAAAGAAGCUUUAGUCCAACACCAAGGAUUGGGACCUUUAAAAGCUGAUUUGCCUUUUGAACUUGAAGCUACAGAAUUGAACAACAUUGCUAUGUGGAGUUUGUGGCAAAAGCAUGGAAGUAAACGUGUCCCGAUAGGCUUUUGGAGCCAACAGCUGACAGGAUCACAGACUAAAUAUACACCACUUGAAAAGCAGCUCCUUACAGCAUACUGGGCCCUUUUGCACACUGAGAGACAGACAGGUCCUGCUCCGGUAAAGCUACGCACUAACUUGCCUAUUGCUGGGUGGGUUAGAGACAAUGGUCUGGGAGCGAGAGCAGGCGCUGCCCAAAAUCAAACUUUAUGCAAAUGGAAAUGGUAUUUGCAAGCAAGAGCACACUUUGAAAGAAAAGAUACGAGUGCAUUACAAGGGGCCAUGGCAGGGGCUGUGAUAUAUGAGAAUCCAGAUGACUCACCACCUGUUGUGCCUGUCAUGGAGUCGCCCUUUAAAGAAGCCCCAGCAUACGAUCAUCUGACACCAGUGCAACAGGAGAACAGCUGGUUUACAGACGGAUCCGCAACUGUAGAAGGCGGAAAACGGCUUUGGAGAGCAGUAGCUUAUCAGCCUCACACUGAGACCAUCCUCCAUCAACAGGGAGAAGGUAAAUCAAGCCAAUGGGCUGAACUUAUUGCUGUCGCUAUGGCAUUAACAGAAAAUCAGAGCUUCCCUCUUGUUGUUUAUACGGAUAGCUGGGCAGUUUUUCAAGGACUAACAGUUUGGAUAACCAUGUGGAAAAGGGCUGCUUGGACUAUUCAUGGAAGAGAACUAUGGGGUGGCACAGAAUUGUGGGAGAAGCUUUGGACAAUGGGUACAAGAGGGGAGACCCUCAUUGGUCAUGUAGAUGCCCAUGCCCCAUUGACAUCCCUUGAAAGGAUUUAUAACCAACAAGCUGAUAUGAUAGCUGCUGUUCGAGAAAUCAAACAGGACGAAGCCAAUACAGAGGAUGAUGACCUGUGCCACUAUGCUGAGGUAAACGUAAUCAAGCCUUCGUUAAUAUCAUUAGCAAAAUGGGCGCAUGAAACUUCAGGACAUAUGGGAGUGGAAAAAACAUAUCAAUGGUGUCAUCAGCGAUGUAUACCAGUCACUAAUGAUAUUGUUAAACAAAUAGUGAACAAUUGCUCUACCUGUACAGAAGUAAAACAAUGGCCCCUACAGAAGAAGGCAACUGGUAAACAGAAGAGAGGAAUUGGACCAGGACAAAUUUGGCAAGUGGACUACAUUGGGCCACUGCCACGAGAAAAUAGACAACUGUAUGCCUUGACUGCAGUAGACACUUAUUCUGGACUUUUACAAGCUUAUCCAUCAAUAAGAGCUGACCAAAAAGCUACGCUUAAUGGACUAAGCCAUUUAAUCCAAGCAUAUGGAGUGCCCGAAGAAAUCCAAAGUGAUCAAGGAAGCCACUUUGCUGGGAAAGAUGUACAAGAGUGGGCUCAAGGAGCUGGAAUUCAGUGGACUUUACAUAUCACUUAUCACCCACAGGCAGCAGGGCUUAUUGAGAGAAUGAAUGGCCUUUUGAAAGAACAAGUUAAAAAACUAACUGGGCAUACUCAUCUUAAAGGCUGGACUAAAGUUUUAAAGCAAGCCUUAUUUAACCUCAAUAAUCGUCCGUUGGCUGGGUCCACACCAUUUAUGAGACAUCAAAAUGUCGGAGGAGAGCCACCUGUGUGUGCCCUCCGCCUGACAACAAUUAGCCCACUGGCAAACAACGAAUUAACUCCCACAGGGUUAUUGGUUAGGGCACCUAAGUCACUCAUAAUCAAGUUAAACUCAUCGGAAAAGCUAAGCUUGGGAAUAACAGAUUAUCCUCACGUGUGGAAUAAUCAGUACAGAUGGUUUAUGGACUGGAUGGAGCCGAUGCACCCCCUACAAUAAAGUUUUUUGGGCUGCUGACAAGCCAGGAACAGAAAAGUAUGUGAUACUGAACGUCACUCUUACCAAGAACUGUACCUGGCAGUUACGAGACAAGACACCUACGGCUCCGUUUUCCAUGAAACUGGAAUAUCCUGAACUGUUACCUUUACCUAUUAUGACUUAUGAA